Molecule: messenger RNA, 1496 nt
Organism: Symphalangus syndactylus (siamang)
Lineage: Eukaryota; Metazoa; Chordata; Mammalia; Primates; Hylobatidae
Gene: POPDC3
Product: popeye domain cAMP effector 3
Biological process (GO): skeletal muscle tissue development; striated muscle cell differentiation; heart development
Cellular component (GO): sarcolemma
Molecular function (GO): cAMP binding
Source: RefSeq, a predicted model, not a curated record
GCCGCCGCGCCGCUCCGGAGCCCGCUGCGGUCACGCUGCGCCCGGCGCCGCGGGGUGGGCGGCGAAGCACUCGCGAGGCGGACGCUGAGGGCUUCCGCGCGGGCCACCCGGGUCCAGCGCGCUCCGCCGGGAAACUUCUGCGGGCGCCGGGCUGGAGCUCCGGGCAGGGCCGGGAAGGAAAGGAAAUACCAAAAUAUUUGCAGACUGGAUCCAAAUCAGGAGCCCAGAUGAACUUAAAGAAGCGAGCAUGGGAUUCUUAGUUUUACAAGAUCCAUACACACGAAGCCUUUAAUCAGCAUCAACUUCAGUGUCUUUUUUCUCUGGUUUUGUGAAGACUGCGCAAAACUCUCACGAUGGAAAACCAAAGGACUUAGUUACCUGUUUCAGUGUCAUCUAAAGUCAACUGAAAAGUGAAGCAGGCAGUAAUACAGCCAUGGAAAGAAAUUCAAGUUUAUGGAAGAACCUAAUAGAUGAACACCCAAUCUGCACAACCUGGAAGCAAGAGGCCGAAGGAGCCAUUUAUCAUCUUGCCAGUAUUUUAUUUGUAGUAGGUUUCAUGGGUGGCAGUGGAUUCUUCGGGCUCCUUUACGUCUUCAGUUUGCUGGGGUUGGGUUUUCUCUGUUCUGCUGUCUGGGCUUGGGUAGAUGUCUGUGCAGCUGACAUAUUUUCCUGGAAUUUUGUACUGUUUGUCAUCUGCUUCAUGCAAUUUGUUCAUAUUGCAUAUCAAGUUCGCAGCAUAACCUUUGCCCGAGAAUUCCAAGUGUUGUACAGCUCCCUUUUCCAGCCCCUGGGGAUCUCUUUGCCUGUCUUCAGAACGAUUGCUUUGAGCUCUGAAGUGGUUACUUUGGAAAAGGAACACUGUUAUGCCAUGCAGGGGAAAACUUCCAUUGAUAAACUCUCCUUGCUUGUUUCAGGAAGGAUCAGAGUGACAGUUGAUGGCGAAUUUCUGCAUUACAUUUUCCCCCUUCAGUUCCUGGAUUCUCCUGAGUGGGAUUCACUGAGACCCACAGAGGAAGGCAUUUUUCAGGUAACCCUCACUGCAGAAACUGAUUGUCGAUAUGUGUCUUGGAGGAGAAAGAAAUUGUAUCUGCUCUUUGCUCAGCAUCGUUAUAUCUCCCGCCUGUUUUCAGUGCUAAUUGGCAGUGACAUUGCAGAUAAACUCUAUGCCUUGAAUGACAGGGUAUAUAUAGGAAAAAGAUAUCACUAUGAUAUUCGGCUACCCAACUUCUAUCAAAUGUCAAGUCCAGAAAUACGCAGAUCACCCCUGACACAACAUUUUCGGAAUUCCAGACGAUACUGUGAUAAAUGAUAUCAAAGUCUGAAAUUUAUAAGUAUAAAAAAAGACUCUCUCUUCAUCAUUCCCCAAAUGAAAUAGCAAAAUACAAAAAAAGAGCUCCCUAAUGUUUUUAUAAAUCAAAUUUAGAAGCGAGAUGCCAUUGCCAACUGUUUUAUUCCUUUCAACAACUACAUUGUGAAUAAACUUCUUUACAAAUUUU